Molecule: messenger RNA, 603 nt
Organism: Myotis daubentonii (Daubenton's bat)
Lineage: Eukaryota; Metazoa; Chordata; Mammalia; Chiroptera; Vespertilionidae
Product: tubulin alpha chain-like
Exons: 2
Coding region: 22-603 (193 amino acids)
Source: RefSeq, a predicted model, not a curated record
UGUUUUGAGCCAGCUAACCAGAUGUUGAAAUGUAACCCUCGCUAUGGUAAAUACAUGGCUUGCUGCCUAUUUUACCGUGGUGACGUGGUCCCCAAAGAUAUCAAUGCUGCCAUUGCCAACAUCAAGACCAAACGUACCAUCCAGUUUGUGGACUGGUGCCCCACUGGCUUCAAAGUUGGCAUUAAUUACCAGCCUCCCACUGUGGUACCUGGUGGAGACCUGGCCAGAGUACAGCGAGCUGUGUGCAUGCUGAGCAACACUACAGCUGUUGCUGAGGCCUGGGCUCGCCUGGACCACAAGUUUGACCUGAUGUAUGCCAAGCGUGCCUUUGUCCACUGGUACGUGGGUGAGGGCAUGGAGGAAGGAGAGUUUUGUGAAGCCCGUGAGGACAUGGCUGCCCUUGAGAAGGAUUAUGAGGAAGUUGGAGCUGAUAGUACUGAGGGAGGGGAUGAGUUCCAGGAGGACCCGGGCCUGGCUGUCUGGGCCCCUUCCUCGCUCUUCUUCGGGGAGGCGGAGCUGCUUCUCUCCGUGAUGAGUCUGAAGAAGGUGCUGAACAGGGAAUGGCAGCCUCGGAGACCUGCUGACCUGCAGGGGCUCAUGUAA